Messenger RNA from Colletotrichum navitas, 2719 nucleotides. Its product is annotated as AMP-binding enzyme. Bases 249 to 2345 code for a protein of 698 amino acids. The record is from RefSeq and is a predicted model, not a curated record. Gene Ontology annotation, molecular function: propionate-CoA ligase activity. The transcript has 4 exons. Lineage: Eukaryota; Fungi; Ascomycota; Sordariomycetes; Glomerellales; Glomerellaceae.
AGCACGUCAGCAGCUACACCAACAGACACGCCUUGUAGCUCAAACCUCCAAACUUCCAGUCGCUCAAUUAUUUAAGAGAUCUGGGCUUGGCGGAUAUACUUGGCCAAGAGCCUCGUAGUAGUGACCUUGUAAAAUUUAUACUGUGUCUCGUUGCCAUUUUUUGAUUGCAAACCCAUUGUUUUGCUCAGAUUCUCAUCUCCCCGCCGUCUGUCAUCCGCCAACGGGGCCAUACAUACACCGAAUCCGCAAUGGGCAGCUUGCACCCUCAGGACGAAGUUCUGCGCCGUUCCCUCGAGGACCCCGAGGGAUUCUGGUCUCGCCAGGCCGAGCAUCUGCACUGGCACAAGAAGCCCUCGUCCACAUUGAAGGUCGCCCACAAGACGCUCAAGGGCGGUGUGACCCACAAGACCUGGGAAUGGUUCCCAGGCGGCGAGAUCUCGACCUGCUUCAACUGCAUCGACCGCCACGUCCAUGACGGAAAGGGCGAUGCCCCGGCCAUAUUCUACGACAGUUCCGUGGCCAACACGAAGCAGACCAUCACAUACAAGCAGCUGCUUGACGAGGUUGAGGUCUUUGCCGGGGCACUGAGGGAGGAAGGAGUAAAGAAGGGCGAUGUUGUCCUGCUUUACAUGCCUAUGAUCCCCGCGGCGCUUAUCGGUAUCCUCGCCCUCAACCGCCUGGGCGCCAUUCAUGCCGUGGUCUUUGGUGGCUUCGCUCCCAACGCCCUCGCACAGCGUAUAGAGGCCUCCCAGCCCGUGGCCAUCCUGACAGCCUCGUGCGGCAUCGAUGGCAACAAGCCGCCAGUGAGCUAUAAGCCCCUCGUCGAGGAGGCAUGCCGGAUCUCCACGCACAAGCCCGACAAGGUCGUUGUGUGGCAGCGCGAGCAAGUGCGGUGGCACCCUAUUCAGAGGAACGACGGCGAGAGGAAUUGGCAGAGCAUCGUCAAGAGCUGCCGCGCAAGGGGCGUCAAGGCCGACUGCGUGCCGGUGAAGUCGACAGAUCCCAUAUACAUCAUUCACACGUCGGGGACGACGGGGUCGCCGAAGGGGGUGGUGAGGGACGCUGCAGGGCACGCUGUGGGGCUGCAUCUUUCCAUAGGUUAUAUGUUCAACAUUCACGGCCCGGGGUGCGUGUCUUUUACAGCAUCAGAUAUUGGCUGGGUUGUCGGCCACAGCUAUAUCGCGUAUGCCCCCUUGCUAACGGGCGCCGCCACAGUCCUAUACGAAGGAAAGCCUGUAGGAACACCGUCUGCCUCUGCCUUCUGGCGCAUCGUAGAGGAGUACAAGGUCAACACCAUGUUCACGGCGCCCACGGCCCUGAGGGCCAUCAAGCGGGAAGAUCCCGACAACAAGUUCUUUAGGCAAGUAGGGGAACGGGGUGGCCUCAAAACACUCAAAGGGCUUUUCCUCGCGGGAGAGCGUUCCGAGCCAGCAAUUAUCACCAUGUAUCAGAAACUCCUCAACACCCAUGGCGCAGCCGACGCCCAGGUCGUAGAUAACUGGUGGUCGACGGAAGCUGGCUCGCCCAUCACCGGGAGGGCUCUCGUGCCGUACGUUGCCAUGGAUCGGAGAACGGGCGUUCGCAAUCACCCCCCUCUAAAGAUCAAGCCGGGUAGCGCCGGCAAAGCGAUGCCUGGGUUUGAUGUCCGGAUCGUGGAUGACGAAGGCAAGGAGGUCCCCAGGGGUACAAUGGGCAAUAUUGUACUUGGGCUUCCCCUGGCUCCAACGGCGUUCAGGACUUUGUGGCAGGACGAAGAGCGGUUCUACAAAGGAUAUAUGAAGCGCUUUGAUGGCAAGUGGUUAGACACGGGCGACGCAGGCUACAUUGACACCGAGGGCUACGUCAAUGUCAUGUCCCGUAACGACGAUGUUCUGAACGUCAGCGCCCACCGGCUGUCAAGUGGCGGUCUCGAACAGGCCAUAACGUCGCACCCCCUCGUUGCCGAGGCCUGCGUGGUGGGCAUCCCUGACGCGCUCAAGGGUCAGCUCCCCUUCGCCUUCAUCACGCUCUCGACACCCGAGCAUCCGGCUUCGGCGGUGCCCAAUGCAAAGCUCGCCGACGAGAUCAACGCGCUCGUGCGCUCGCAGGUCGGCGCCAUCGCAUCUCUGGGCGGACUCGUACAGGGAAAAGGCAUGAUCCCCAAGACGCGAAGCGGCAAGACGCUGCGGCGCGUGCUGAGAGAGUUACUCGACAACGCGGUCCACGGCGAUUUCGACAAGGAGGUGCAAGUGCCGAGCACGAUCGAGGAUGCCGGGGCGGUGGAUAUAGCGAGAGACAAGGUGAGGGAGUAUUGGAAGGUCAAGGGGAGUGGGCAUAAGAGCACGGAGGCUAGGGCGAGGCUGUAGGUGGGUUGCAGCUACAUGAACAUACAUGAAAUCUCAAUCUCCUCCCUUGCUACAUGGCAUGGGAGGUCAAGAGCUUUUCUAACGUGAUAUAAUCUUGUCUUGCGCGCCUUUGGUUUGGAGAUGGACAGCUAUAAUGCACAGAAUUUGUACAGAUGAUAUAGAGAGAUGAAGGUACAAAACCAAGCAGCGUCCGGUAUGAAACGGCGUAAACAGGAUCUGUGGAGAAUAAAGCCAUAUGUCAAGCAUCCAACUACUACUUAGCAACAGUAAAGGGAAAUUGGUCCUUCAAUCAGUUUUAUCUUGAGAAAGUCUCAUCCCAACAAAGUGCCAAAAGGGUUGCUUUGUUCAGGUCGCUCAAAGCACCUCUAUCCGGG